UCAAAAUGGAAAGUUAUUUGAAAUUCUUAGAGGAGAAAGUCAACAAAAUGAUGUCAGAAAUGGCAAAUGUUCAAGUCAUGAAGAAAGAAUUCAAGGAACUUAAGGAAGAGCAUGGCUGUAUCAAAUAACCUCCUAUUCGGAGCCAAUAAUUCCUUCCUAAUGGUAACUGAGAUGGACAAGCUUGGAGGUGCUGCUAAGACUACAGACUUAAGCAGCAACAACCACUUUAAUGUCGACAAACAGAGCCUUAUGUAUAGAAUAGAUAGGCUAGAGCGAAGUCAAACAAAAGCAACUGAUAUUAGUACUGAGGUCGAAAAAGUUAUUAACAAUUUUGAUAAGAAUAUUAAAACUAAGUCUAAGAAGUCUCAACGUACUGAGAAAAGUGAUAAAAAUGGUAGAAGUGGAAAGAGAUAUUCAGGACUUUCAACUAUUACCGCUUCCCAAGGUAACAAUUUCCAGGCAUCCCAAACUGUCACUUUUGAGGACCCUAAAAGAGAGGUUAAGUAUUUAAGAAAAAUACUUAAAUAAACAAGGCAACGAGAUUGGCAAGGAUAUUGCCAAAAUAGAACUAAUUAUUGAGAAGAUAAGUGAGGAACUCCAGACAACUUAUAAGAACAACAAAUCUAUAUCCGAAAGAAUAUCCAAAUUAGAAAAGGAAUUUGUGAAAGAAUCUGUUCCUAAAUUUGGAACUUCCCAAACUUGCAGAGAGGAUAAAGAGAAUAUUCCCACUAACUUGGCAGAUGAAGCUAGCAAGCACACUUAUAACCAUAGAAGAGAGGUUUCAAAUGUUGAUAGAGCAGAUCUUUUAAUCAUGUGUGACAAGAUAAAGAAUGACUUCCAGAAAUCUCUAAGAGAUUCUAUAAACUCGCAUCAGUUUCAGACAAUCAAAAGCAAGCCUCAAAGUCCGUCUGUGACACAAAGAGAUAAUAAGAAAGAGCUCAGGAACAGCAUUGAGAAGUAUAAAUCAGCUUAUGGGUUAGAGGUAGUUGACACUUCUUCUCCAAUGAGAAGGAUCAGGUAUUUUAGCACUAAGCCAAGUGCUAGAAGAGGCCCAAUAAACAGCGACUGUAGCUCUCUUGGUAAAACACUUGACCCUCGUCCUAGUAUUAAGAAGAUCCAUGUACAAAAGAGUAGAGGGAGUAAUAUUAGGAUGAAACAGGAGAAUUUACGCAAGAAGAAGAGCACUCUUGCUUCAUUUUCUCCAUUUUCCACUAUAAAGUCUCGUUAUAAAGAAAUUGAGAGCCAUAAAAAGACUAAGAACAAUGUAUCAAAGUUGGAUAAGAUCUACAAGGAGCUUGAGUGCAUGGAGAAUGAUUAUAACCUUUAGAGUUUUCUAAUAAAUAAAUUGAAUGUCA
Messenger RNA from Moneuplotes crassus, 1355 nucleotides. The record is from the annotation of a GenBank genome assembly. NCBI's taxonomy places the organism in Eukaryota, Ciliophora, Spirotrichea, Euplotida, Euplotidae.